GGAGCUCGCGGCUGGGGGGCAAACAUUUGUGAAUGGCUUCAAAGUGACUGGGAUGAUUUAUAAUGGUUUGUCAGCACCAUAGCAGAUGUUUUUUGCUUGAUGUGACAUUUUUUAGGGCUGGAUUCUAACGGGAAACGAUGUCGGUCGCUGAAGGUCCUCGCAGUCCUGACCAGCUGAAUAAAUUCGAGAAACUGACAGGCAGGCCACCGCACGGUGAGACGUUAGCAGGUAAUCGUACUCCCCCCGCCCGCAGCGGGCAUCGCUGUGUUGCUGACAACACUAACCUCUAUGUGUUCGGAGGGUACAACCCUGACUAUGAUGAAUCAGGAGGCUCAGAGAAUGAAGACUAUCCACUGUUCAGGGAACUCUGGAGGUACCAUUUUGCUACAGGCUGCUGGCAGCAGAUUCGAACAGAGGGCUAUAUGCCCACAGAGCUGGCAUCUAUGUCAGCUGUUUUGCAUGGCAACAACCUCCUGGUGUUUGGCGGCACCGGGAUCCCCUUUGGUGAAAAUAAUGGAAAUGAUGUGCAUGUUUGUAACGUGAAGUACAAGCGUUGGUCACUGCUCAACUGUAGGGGGAAGAAGCCUAACAGAAUCUAUGGACAGGCAAUGGUUAUCAUAAAUGGCUUCCUGUACGUGUUUGGAGGGACAACGGGUUACAUCUACAGCACAGACCUGCACAGGCUGGACCUGACUACCAGGGAGUGGAUCCACCUCAAGCCCAAUAACCCUCCUGAUGACCUGCCUGAGGAACGGUACAGGCAUGAAAUAGCACAUGAUGGACAGAGGAUCUACAUUCUAGGAGGAGGAACUUCCUGGACGUCUUACCCUCUGGACAAGGUACAUGCUUACAAUUUGGAGACCAAUUCCUGGGAGGAGAUCACAACCAAACCUCAUGACAAAAUAGGAUACCCUGCUCCUAGGAGGUGCCAUAGCUGUGUACAAAUACGAAAUGAUGUAUUUAUCUGUGGAGGCUACAACGGGGAAUUGAUAUUAGCUGAUCUGUGGAAGAUCAACCUGCAGACAUUUCAGUGGAGUAAACUACCAGCACUGAUGCCUGAGCCGGCCUACUUUCACUGUGCUGCUGUCACCCCAGCUGGCUGCAUGUACAUCCAUGGUGGCGUGGUGAACAUCCAUGAGAACAAGAGAACUGGCUCUUUGUUUAAGAUCUGGCUGGCUGUGCCCAGCCUGUUGGAGCUAUGCUGGGAGAAGCUCCUCCAGGCGUUUCCCCACCUGACUUCACUCCCCACCAUGCAGCUUCUCAACCUAGGCCUCACACAGGAACUCAUUGAGCGCUUGAAAUAAACCGCACAGUGGUAGUCGGACACUGAGUGGAUGUGAUAGAGUGGGCUGGGCUGGGAGGAGAUGACAGAGCACAGAAUUUAAUUCACAGCAAAAUUCUCGGGAAAACGUCCUCCCCGUCCCCCACCGAACGUAGCCCCGCCUUAAAACCAAAAACAAUGGGAUGCCUUUUUGUUUUCCAUUUGUUCAAAUUUUUCUUCAGUUUCAGUGAUGAUAGGAAAAAUAAAUGUGGAAUGUUUUAUGGAUUUUACCCCUCCCCCCUGCCACAACCUCUAACAUGAUGCCUUUUUGCCAAGCUACAAAUUCUCGCUUCUUAUUCUUCAAAAUGCAUCAGCCGGAAAUACUUUAUUUUGCGAUGUCAUGUUUUUUCAUGACUAUCCUCUCCCAUUUUUUUUAAAUCAGCCUUUUCUAGUAUUUUAAGAAUUCUGUGCAAAGGAAGAAUGCAUGUAUAUUUAUUUGAAGGACAAAAUCAAUUUUUUCUGGGUGUAUUCUCAGCACCUGAUAUUGCUGUUUGCACACUUUGUCUUGCAGAGAGUUACUUGUUUUAAUAGAUCCUAUAAACAAAAUCAUAAUUUCAGUCUAAAAACUGACAGUGGUUUUCACAUGCCUGUGUUCUUGCACAUUUUAGCCAAUUUAAUUCAAAUCUCAUAUAUAAUUUCCAUUACUGCUGGCAUGCUGUAGCGUUUUAGAUUUUUUAAAUGUUUUUGCAGCCUUCCAGGCAUAUGGUGUGAAAAUCAACUUACACAGUCAAUCACAUUGACUUUCAUGUUUAUUGUUAAAAUUAUUCUUGCAUAAUUUGAUCAUGAAUGGAAAGCAGCUUCUGCCUGGAAGAACGGAAAGCACUUUUAAAAAACUAAGCUAUAGUAUGCUCUUAUAAUGGUCAUGGGUAAUAUAUGUUAUUUGUGGUAAAUUAGCCAAAACACGCAGAAACACUGUAUGCUUUUUGUUAGUGCGUGAAGAAAGGGCUCAGUGUCCGAGCCCUUGUAUUUCCUGUACUUUCUGUUAUCCAUUAUGUUACAGCCUAGUGUGGAGAACUCAAAUCUGCAAAAGAAAAAAAAAAACAGUCAAAGGAAGGUUGGUAUCUUCAAAAUCAUUUAAUUCCCAUCCCGCUUGCAGAUCUCAUUUGUAAACCAAACCAUGCAACACAUCACUGUGAAUUUGGUGCUCUUUAAAAUUAAUUUAAAAUGUUUUUAUUUAAAUAAAGACUUAAUUCUGGCAGA
Molecule: messenger RNA, 2521 nt
Organism: Scatophagus argus
Lineage: Eukaryota; Metazoa; Chordata; Actinopteri; Scatophagidae
Gene: klhdc10
Product: kelch domain containing 10
Exons: 9
Coding region: 138-1304 (388 amino acids)
Biological process (GO): positive regulation of stress-activated MAPK cascade
Molecular function (GO): protein binding
Source: RefSeq, a predicted model, not a curated record